Messenger RNA from Papaver somniferum (opium poppy), 552 nucleotides. RefSeq lists its product as uncharacterized. The transcript is spliced from 2 exons. The coding region runs from base 1 to 552 and encodes 183 amino acids. NCBI's taxonomy places the organism in Eukaryota, Viridiplantae, Streptophyta, Magnoliopsida, Ranunculales, Papaveraceae. The record is from RefSeq and is a predicted model, not a curated record.
AUGAAGUUACUAAAAAUAGGAAUUAGGAAACGAUAUUGGAAUGUUUUUGGUGAUGUAAUGUUGAAGAUGAAAAAAGCUGAUGAGGAAGUGAUGAGAACUUCUUUAUUAUCUGAUAUGAAUCCAAGUGAUAUAAUUUUUCUUAAUAAUUUAAUCACUGCUAGAGGAAAAUAUGAAAUGGUAAUCCAACAACAUAAAGCAAUUUUACAUCAAAAGUCUAGAGAAAAAUGGUUGAAGGAUGGAGCUGCUAACACUAGAUUUUUUCAUACUUCUGUUAAAAUUAGAAAAGCAAGAAAUGCUAUCCCUGAAGUUGAAGAUGAGAAUGGUUCAAUUUUAGUUGAUCAAAAUGGGAUAACAAGCAUUAUGGAAAAGCAUUUUGAGGAGAAGUUCAAUAAAGUGAUGAUGGAAGCAAUUCUUACUCCUGCUGAAAUCAAAGAAGCAGUUUUUCAAUUAAAUGUUGAUAGUGCACCAGGUCCGGAUGGAUUUCCUGGUUUCUUUUAUAGGUUUGCUUGGGAUAUUAUUGGUGAUGGAGUGAUUCAGGCAAUUCAAUUCUGA